Capronia epimyces CBS 606.96 is the source of this 975-nucleotide messenger RNA. RefSeq lists its product as uncharacterized. Lineage: Eukaryota; Fungi; Ascomycota; Eurotiomycetes; Chaetothyriales; Herpotrichiellaceae. Bases 1 to 975 code for a protein of 324 amino acids. The transcript has 2 exons. The record is from RefSeq and is a predicted model, not a curated record. Gene Ontology annotation, biological process: lipid metabolic process. Gene Ontology annotation, molecular function: phosphoric diester hydrolase activity.
AUGAUUCCAUCCCUGUUAGCGGUCGCGCUCCCCUUUGCGCUCCAGGUGUCCGCAGCCGCACUACCGGCGUCGGCUUCUGCGGAAGGCCUGGACAUUGGCGCCUCAUUGCAGAACAUCCUGUCCAACACGCAUAACAGCGACGGAUACAAAUACCCGACUGAUCUGACUAGGGGAAUAGUACCAAAACGCAUCCAUUCGCACAACGACUACUGGCGGGAUGUGCCCUUCUACACGGCGCUGUCUGUAGGGUGCGUGUCCGUUGAAGCGGACGUGUGGCUGUACAACGACACCCUGUACGUUGGCCACGAGCAGUCGGCCCUGACUGCCGCGCGCACGUUCGACUCGCUGUACGUGCAACCGAUCCUGGACGUGGUGAAGCGGGAGAACCCGGCCUCUCCAUUUGUGUCGUCUCCCACACGCAACGGCGUCUUCGACACCUCAUCAGGCCAGACGCUCUACUUGUUCGUCGACGUCAAGACCGACGGCCCCACGGCCUGGCCCGUCGUCGUCAAGGCACUCCAGCCCCUGCGCGACGCCAACUACCUCACCACAUGGAACGGCACGCAUAUUACCCCGGGCCCCGUCACGGUCAUCGGCACGGGCAAUACCCCUCUGGAUCAAGUCCAGCCCGUGCAGCAGCGUGACUAUUUCUUCGACGCAAACCUCGCGUUGCUGGACGAUGUCCAGGCCAACAUCACCGCCAGUGUGUCGCCCAUAGCCUCGACCCAGUUCAGCCGCUACAUUGGCGACAUCAACGGCACCACCUUCAACGACACCCAGCUGGCCAUUGUGCGCAGCCACCUGGCUGAGGCGAACAAACGUGGCAUUCUGGCUAGAUACUGGGACACGCCGGCCUGGCCAAUCUCCACCCGAAACGCCGUUUGGACCACGCUUAUCGAGCAGGGCGUUGGCUUGUUGAAUGCUGAUGACCUGACAGAGGCAGCUGGCUUUGGCGGUGUUGCUGGGUACUGGUGA